This is a messenger RNA of Rhipicephalus sanguineus (brown dog tick), 2992 nucleotides long. RefSeq lists its product as uncharacterized. NCBI's taxonomy places the organism in Eukaryota, Metazoa, Arthropoda, Arachnida, Ixodida, Ixodidae. Gene Ontology annotation, biological process: DNA integration. The transcript has 2 exons. Gene Ontology annotation, molecular function: nucleic acid binding; zinc ion binding. The coding region runs from base 524 to 2992 and encodes 822 amino acids. The record is from RefSeq and is a predicted model, not a curated record.
AAGCAGCGAGCAGUUGGUUGAAGCGACAAUGCAGUCUGCAGGGCAGCUGGGCCAGAUGGAGUCGUUCGACGUUACUGAAAGCGACUGGACGGCAUACAAGGAGAGGUUGACAUCUUUUUUGAUUGUCAACAAGGUUCCCGACAGCGACAAGGUACACGCAUUCCUCAGCAUCAUCGGACCGCGUACGUAUGGGUUGCUGAAGUCGUUGGCUACGCCGGACCUGCCGUCGGAAAAAAGUUUCGAACAACUGAAGAGCCUCUUGGAUGCACAUCUUGCCCCAAAGCCGUCCAUAAUCGGGGAGCGAGCGAAGUUUUAACGAAGAACACAGAGCGAAGGCGAGUCUCUGCCCGAAUAUGUUGCGGAACUUCGGAAGUUGGCCCAGAGUUGUCAGUUUGGAGCGAAUUUGGACGAAGCGCUGCGGGAUCGUUUCGUUUGUGGACUACUGCGAGAGGACGUGCAGCGAGUACUCUUUACCGAGGACGACAAACUGACGUUCCCGAAAGCAGUCGAGCGCGCCCUGGCAAUGGAAGCAGCCCGGAAAAAUGUCGCCGAGACUAGAGUCGUGGAGUCAAUGACCACACAGCUGCACCAAAUGGAGGGAGAAGGUAAUUAUGCCCCUGCUGAUCUGUACGAGGCGCAAGCGAUUGCCGGUAGGCAGCUACAGGCUUGUUAUCGCUGCGGUUCUCAGAGCCACACGCAUUCACUAUGCCCGUACGUUAAGGAGACGUGCUAUAAGUGUGGAAAGAAAGGGCAUAUUCAAAGGGCCUGUCGCAGCAACAGGCAAUCUUUUGGCGGGCAUCAGCAGAAACGGAGUGUGAAAACGCUGAAAGUGGUGACGCAGGUGCCACCCAUGGGCGUUUCGGAACAAGUGUCUUCUUGUCGCACUCCUAUUUUUGUUGUACUAAAGAUAAAUGGAGCACUGGUGGAAAUGGAACUUGACACGGGAGCCGCGGUGUCUAUCAUGCCUUACAAGCAGUUCAAGCAGCAGGUCCCUUCAGCUAACUGCGAACCAACCGACAUCGUCCUGCGCACCUAUACCGGAGCCCUCGUCCAACCUUGCGGCUUGGCGGUCGUCAGUGUGCAGCACGGCGAACAGACAGCGAAACUACCACUCUACCUCGUCGAUCAAGCAGGACCACCGCUGCUAGGGCGUGAAUGGCUGCACACAGUACGGCUAGACUGGAACCAGAUUUGGGGCCUCAACCACGUCUCAAGGUCAGUGUUCGACUUGUCUUCCCGAAUGAAGGAAAGGCUAGAGACGUUGCUUGCAAAAUACAAAAUGCUGUUCAAGGAUGAGCUAGGCGCUAUUACAGACGAAAGGGCCGAGCUGUUUUUCAAAGCCGGCCACCGGCCGAGAUUCCUAAAAGCAAGGAAUGUGCCAUUCGCAUUGCAGUCAGCAGUAGAAGCAGAGAUAGAAAAAUUGGUUCAGCUGGGAAUACUCACACCCGUGAGUACAUCAGAAUAUGCCACGCCCGCCGUCCCUGUGAUAAAGAAAGAUGGAAGCAUACGCCUAUGUGGGGAUUAUAAGACAACGAUAAAUCCUUCACUGGACAUCACACACUAUCCGCUGCCUAAAAUCGAUGAUCUAUUGGCUCCGUUGGCCGGGGGAAUGCAUUUUACUAAAAUAGAUCUCAACAGGGCAUACCAACAAGUACUCAUGGCGGAAGAGUCGAAGAAGUACCUAACUUUGAACACGCAGAAAGGGCUGUUCGUAGUCAACAGGCUACCCUUCGGAAUAGCGUCAGCGCCAGGUAUUUUUCAGAAAAUAAUGGACACAAUGCUGAAGGGCCUAAACGGAGUUUGUUGUUAUCUUGAUGACAUAUUGGUCACGGGAAAAAACGCUGAAGAACACAUGAUAAACCUAGAAGCACUCUUGAGACGUUUGCUUGAGCGAGGCGUCAGAAUAAAGAAAGAAAAAUGUGCGUUCUUUCAAAAUGAGCUGUGUUACCUGGGGCACAAAAUCAGUGCAGCAGGAAUAUCUGCGUCACCAGAGAAAAUUGAAGCAGUCAUAAACGCUGCCGCACCGACAAACAUGCAGCAACUGCAGUCCUUCCUCGGUGUCGUGAAUUACUAUGGAAAGUUUGUGCCUAAUCUAUCAACAGUUGCUGCGCCCUUUUACCAGCUUUUACGGAAGGACGCUCCUUGGUGCUGGGACGAAUGCUGCCGAGAAGCGUUCAAAGAAGUUAAAAGAACGUUGUCAUCGCCGCAGGUGCUGGCCCAUUAUGACCCGGAUCGACCAUUGAAGCUGGCCUGUGACGCAUCGCAGUACGGGGUAGGUGCAGUGCUUUCCCAUGAGUUCAAGCAGUUCGUAAGGGAGAUGGGUUGCCGACACGUGCAAACAGCCCCCUACAAUCCCAGUGCCAAUGGACUCGCGGAGCGUUUCGUCCAAACCCUGAAGAACGCGCUAAAGAAGGAUGCCGCACGACAACUAAUGAAGGUAAAGCUCAACAAGCUCCUGCUCGCUUAUCGCAACACGCCCCAUGCUACAACGCACGAGGCACCAGCUAACUUGUUGUUGGGGCGACGUUUGCGCACCCGCCUGGAUAUGCUGAAACCCGCCGUGGGGGAAAGGGUGGCGUACGAACAGUUCAAACAAACGGUGAACAGACGGUGUCGUGUGCGCGAAGUGAGUGUUGGUGACCAUGUUCUUGCACGCAAUUACAGGGGACAGCCCAAAUGGAUGCCUGCUGUGGUGACUGCUCAAAGUGGACCAGUGUCUUUCAGGGUACGAGCAUCGACACCUUCGGGAUGCUUCGAGUGGCGGCGCCACAAGAACCAGCUACUUCAAGGCACGGCAGGGCUUGUCGAAAACGCCGCGCAAGACGACGGUUUCUCCGUGUGGCCACAGAGCGACACCGAGCCGGAGCCAGCACCUUCAUUGCCUGCAGCUAGUGUUUCGCCUUCACCAACGACGUCGGUGACGGACACUUCUCGAGGCGACCAGGAUCGACGCUACCCAUUAAGGAAUCACCGACCACCGGAUAGUUUCUGA